Molecule: messenger RNA, 1767 nt
Organism: Danio aesculapii
Lineage: Eukaryota; Metazoa; Chordata; Actinopteri; Cypriniformes; Danionidae
Gene: pitpnaa
Product: phosphatidylinositol transfer protein, alpha a
Exons: 12
Coding region: 144-959 (271 amino acids)
Biological process (GO): phospholipid transport
Cellular component (GO): cytoplasm
Molecular function (GO): phosphatidylinositol transfer activity; phosphatidylcholine binding; phosphatidylcholine intramembrane carrier activity
Source: RefSeq, a predicted model, not a curated record
UCUUUCAGGAAAUGAAUUUAAAGAAAUGAGAAAUCCAGGAACUUGAGCUGAAACGAGUCGCGGCGGGCAGAUCCGAAGAGUCGACGAAGAAACUCUCUUAAAGCUAGUUUGAAUGUUGGACACGCGGCGGCAAGGGAGAUAAUAUGUUGAUAAAGGAGUUUCGAAUCGUCCUGCCCAUUUCUGUUGAAGAGUACCAGGUGGGUCAGCUGUACUCUGUAGCAGAAGCAAGUAAGAAUGAGACAGGAGGUGGAGAAGGGGUGGAGGUCCUAAAAAACGAGCCCUACGAGAAAGAGGAUGGGGAGAAAGGACAGUACACUCAUAAGAUUUACCACUUGCAAAGUAAAGUGCCAACUUUUGUACGGUUACUGGCCCCUUCAUCUGCCCUGAAUAUUCAUGAGAAGGCCUGGAAUGCUUAUCCUUACUGUCGCACAGUUCUUACGAAUGAGUACAUGAAGGACAAUUUUCUAAUCAUGAUUGAGACGUGGCACAAACCUGACCUUGGUGAACAGGAAAAUGUUCAUAAGCUUGACCCUGAACAAUGGAAGAAGGUUGAGGUGGUACAUAUUGACAUUGCUGACAGAUCUCAGGUGGACACUAAGGACUAUAAACCAGACGAGGAUCCAGCCACUUUUAAAUCGCAGAAGACUGGUAGAGGCCCAUUAGGACCUGAUUGGAAGAAAGAGCUUCCUCAGAAGAAGGACUGCCCUCAUAUGUGUGCCUAUAAAUUAGUCACUGUCAAAUUCAAGUGGUUUGGCCUGCAGAAUAAAGUGGAGGGUUUCAUCCACAGGCAAGAGAAGCGUCUGUUCACCAGCUUCCACAGGCAGCUCUUCUGCUGGUUAGAUCGAUGGAUUGGUUUGACCAUGGAGGAUAUCCGCCGCAUGGAGGAGGAGACACAGAAAGAGCUUGAUAAUAUGCGAGAGAAGGAUCCAGUGAAAGGGAUGUCUGCCGCAGACGAAUGAGGUGCUACAGCUGGGACUAUGUCUGCAGCUGUUUGGCUGUGUCCUAGUAUUGGAUCGUUUCUCUACAGUAUGAUUGGCUGUUUUUUGUCUUCAUCCUUCACUCCAGUAGUUUCUCUUUCUCCACCUCUAAACAAAGAACAUCUCAUCCAGUGAUGUUUCUGAGCAUUAUUAUUAUUUUUUUUUGGUCUAGCCCGUUUUUCUUAGAUGUCCUCUCUUUAUUUUCAAACUCUGUAAUUCCAUCACCAUAAAUGUUUACCCCAUUUUUUGUGUGUAAUUUAAGUUCAGCAACACCAGCACUCGGGUAUUUAAACACCCCAGCACUGCUUGCAUCUCUAGCAUGUUAACAUGUUUCUCAAACAGACGCUCCACCCUUAUAUUUGCUUCAUGUUUUUGUUUUUUGAUUUGUACCAGAUGAAGCUGCCUCAUGUCAAAUGACCAUGAGUUGAUCGUAUUAGAGGGCCGCAGCUGACCCAUUGUUACUCAUAAGCCACUUUUCUCAGGACUUUUUGUAGAUCUGAAAGGACUGAAUUUGAAUAAUGUGGUAAUACCAGGUUUACAGUAAUGAAGUAAUAGUAAACUUGCUUCAGUUCUGCUGGACUUCCAAACAGGGUCUAGAGAAGUAAACAUCAUGUUGUGUUGGAGAUGUAUUAGCACAUAUUUCCUAUAAGGAUUUAUUAUGAACUGUAUUCAGAUGUUUGUGUCAUUAUGCUGCUCUGUUCUCUCUAAGACUAUGUUUACUGGACAUGGAUACAACUCGUUUCAUAAUUGUGCCAAGACCUGAUAAUGAUAUUAAAAAGAAUUUAUAUUA